Acanthaster planci (crown-of-thorns starfish) is the source of this 2019-nucleotide messenger RNA. Its product is annotated as lengsin-like. Gene Ontology annotation, molecular function: glutamine synthetase activity. Lineage: Eukaryota; Metazoa; Echinodermata; Asteroidea; Valvatida; Acanthasteridae. Gene Ontology annotation, cellular component: cytoplasm; membrane. The record is from RefSeq and is a predicted model, not a curated record.
CCCUGAACACUGAUUACCUGAACAUGACAACGUUGCUUGACGUCUUGGAAAAAAGGGAAAUCAAAUACGUCCGCCUUGAGUUUGGCGACAUGAAUGGUAUAUCCCGAUGUAAAGUCAUACCAUCCAGACACGUCCAAGAAAAAUUCACGGAGGGCAUCGACAUACCACUGGCUCAUUUUGGCAUGGACACUUCAAGCAACCUGGUCUUGGGUACAGGCUAUGGCACCGAAAUCUGCUGGGACGACGGGGUGUUCUUACCAGACUUAGCCACCUUCCGCUUCGUGCCCUGGCUGCCAGACACAGCCAUGGUGCUGACAGAGCCAACCUACCGUGGCAAUCCCAUGACGUCAUACCCACGAUAUAUCGCCGGAAAACAGUUGGAACAUCUUCAGGAAUUGGGCUAUACUUUACUGUCCGCACACGAGCACGAGUUCUAUGUCGUCGACGCAGAGACUAAGAAACCCCUACACAAGGGAAACCUGAGGUCCUCUCUGAGCAUAUUCAGAGAUGCAGAUUUGCUGUAUGCAUUCUCGCGAAAUUUGACGGGGAUUGGUGUAAAUGUCGAGGCCUUUGACACUGAAUUAUCCCCUGGCCAAGUGGAGAUCACCUACAAGCCGGCGUUCGGAAUCCGUGCAGCUGACAACGCACAUAUUUACCGUACAACUAUUAAGGAGGUUGCGCAGAGACACGGCUACAUCGCCUCGUUUAUGUCCAAACCGUGGGAGGACCAGUGCGGGAGUUCUGCCCACUUCUGUCACUCCCUCUGGGAUGCUUCAGGAAAGAAAGGCGUCAUGUAUGACCCAAAAGAUGAUCUGAACAUUUCAGAAGUCGCACAGCACUGGAUUGCCGGUAUCCUCGCUCACGCACCAGCAAUCAGUCUCUUGAUGGCGCCAACCACAAACUGUCAAAAACGAUUCAAACCUUUCAGUUUCGCGCCGAUCAACGCCACGUGGGGAAUAGCCAACCGGACAUGCGCCUUGCGGCUCAAGGUAAAAGGUGAAGUGGGAACCUAUUUGGAGAAUCGAAUGGGAGCCAGCGGCAGCAAUCCUUACCUGAGCCUGGCCGCUACAGUAGCCGCUGGAAUUGAUGGUAUCACCAAGAAACUCCCACUACCCGCACGAGUUACCGGGGACGCGUACGUUCAGGCAGACGUACCGGCGGAUACUCGCGACCUUCCCAGUACUCUCUCGGGGGCAGUGGAAGCCUUUGAGGAAGACAGCGUUAUCACCGAGGCUUUUGGGCCAGAGUUCUGCAAGGCAUUCCUAGCUGUCAAGCGGUACGAGAUUGAGAAGGGAAUGGAGGCACAAGACAGCGGGGACACAGAGUGGGAAUUUCGCAAUUACUUUGAAAUGACAUAGCGUGAUUUGUCAAUCAGCCAUUAAGUAAUCACCAGUCUUUGAUUUCCUUUUAUGGUGAUUUCAAAUUUCGUUGGGGAUCCAGCUUACUUAACUCACCUCCUAAAACGUGUACAUUGCAUAGUUGAACCUUGUGGAGCUACCUUCAGCUCCAAGUAUCCAUCACUUUGGAUACAAAGUUCGAACCAGUACUUUAAAAGGUGCCAGAUAAUAAUUAUUGAAGUUGAUUUUUUCAGAAACGUCAGAGUUGGCUUAAAAGCUUGAAAGGUCUGGAUACGUAUUAAAGAACCGAGCAGCUAGAUUUUGAACACAGUACAUUUAUAAGUAUACAUUAACACAUUCGUGGUUUCACUUCAUGUUAGUCCAGCAUUUGUAACUUUCUUCGCCUUCAGUUACUGUAUUCGGAGGGCAGGGUACUGUGUUAAUGCUUGCAGAAUAUUUUUUCAACCUUUUCAUUAGUUUAUGUGUAUUUUAGCGUGUAGAGAAUAUUUUGGAAGUACAUGUACUUGGGUUGUGAAAAAUAAACAAUGUAGAGAUGUUUGUAGUUAUGAUCUGCAAUGUAUAGGUUUACAAGUCGAUGUUAUUUCAAAAUCAUCAAUGUGGUGGUUAUCAGAGAAUAUUUAGAGAAUAUUUUGGGGUACUUGGGUUAUGAAGAAUUAGCAAU